GGACACUGCAGGAAAUGGUUAAAAAAAAAAAAAAAAAGGUACUGCAACUAUGCUGCUCAUUGAAACGGGGCUGCCUAUUGCCAAAUUUGAUCUUUACAUGAAAGUUUACUGAGUAAUAAACAAAUAUUUUCUAGUGUGGUCCAAGUACAGUCACUUUUGCAGCUAAAAAUGGCUAUUUUUGGAAAUUCAAAAUGGCGGACCAAGGAGAAGAUCCCCCUUUUCAUGCAUGAAAAGUGCAAUUUUUCCAAUCAUAGUGAAUACUUAGAAUUUGAUGGUGGUGGUAAGUAUUCAUGAAAAAGGCAACAUUAGUGAAUGGGCAGCAUGAAUUCUGGAAAUAAACAACUAAUCAUCUCAGUGUCCCUUUAAGUAAUUUUACAAUGUAGAUAACCAAUGCUUAAGAUUGUCAGGUGCAUACAGGUCGGCGAUUUUUGUUGUUGUUGAUUGGUUUUUAUUGUAGGUAUGCUGUUCAUUGAAACUGUUCCGCCUAUUGCCAUAUUUGAACUAUUUGUGAAUAUAUGCUAAACAAUAGACUCAUGGUUUCUAGCAUGACCAAAGUACAGGGUUUAAAGCUAGAAAUGUCUAUCUGGGAAUUCAAAAUGGUGGACAUGGAGAAGAUCCCCCUUUUCAUGAAGUGCUUAUACACUUAUUAUACACAAGUGCUUAUACACUUAUUAUACACAAGUGCUUAUACACCUAGCUCUGAGAGACAAGUGACCUUUUUAUGUUGCUUGGAUUUUUAACUUGACUUUGCUUUACACACAGUGUUUUUAUUUGUCGUCUACAGCUGCAAGUGUUGAUGAAUGCACCUUGAAAACCCUUAGCCGAGAGGACUUGCAAGACCUUUUUCCUGGCCCUGAAAACUUUCUCAGAAGGAGAAGAAUUUGGGAUUUUAUCAAUGAAAAUUCUGGAAAUAUAGACCAAGAUUCAAGUGCUUGCAGUGAAUACAGGAGCAUGCCCUCAACUACUUCUGCGUCACCAUGCCAGCUUAAAACCUCCACUCCCACAUCAGAUGAGAAAAAGAUGAAGAUGCCAGACCCUCCAGAAUAUGUCGUUUACACGGACUCAGAGUUGGAUUUGGUACGGGCUCAAUAUUUUGCACUCCUUCGGAGUGGGAAGGAAAGAGGCUUCAAGAUGUCGAAGGAGCUGUGUUGCAGAUUGAUAAGAAACACCAUAACAAGCAUGGUUGCAAUCCUUCGCGCAAGUCCGAUGGGAAAAGAAGCAAGCUAUCCCUCAAAGCUGGAAAUGAAAGUCAUGUCACAGAAAAUAAUUGAGUACUACCCCAUGCUGCGUGAUACUGAUCCAAAUAUGCCACAUCUGACGGUCUACACAAAAAUGUUCAAGCGACUCCAGAAUAUGAGAUCCCCAUGCAGGAAGAGGCAGGGCCCUGUUCUUCUGAGAGGCCCAGCAAAGACUCUCUUCAGUGAAGACCAAGACAUUGACACGGAUUUGACCGACACGAGCGGAUCGGCUGAUACGGUCAUUCUUGAGAGCAGUGAAGACCUCAGUGAUGACAAUUGCAGUGCAGUGUCCCCAGCACGAGAUCCCCCUGUGCCAAAAAAGGCAAAGAGUGGCACCAAAGCAUCCAUUCCAUCAUCCAGGUCUUCCUCACCGGCACCCAGGACUGCAAUUGCUUCACCAACCAUGCCUGCGAAAGAUGUUGCUGAAGCGUCCCCAGCACGAGAUCCCCCUGUGCCAAAAAAGACAAAGAGUGGCACCAAAGCAUCCAUUCCAUCAUCUAGGUCUUCCUCACCGGCACCCAUGACUGUGAUUGCUUCACCAACCAUGCCUGCAAACGAUGUUGCUGCGGGUCUCGACAGUCUGAAGAUGCAGGCCAGACACUACAAAACCUUGAGCAACAUGUACAACAAGCCCAACGCAAAACCCAAUCAAAAUGAUGUGGCGCAAAUUCUGGACCUCGAGUUCGAAGCCAGACGGGCUUUUAUUGAUUCAGAUGUUACCAAGGAAGAAGACCGACCUGCAAAAAUCCUUGAUGCAUAUCCAUGCUUUAAAGAUGUUCGAAACGCCAUGGAUGAGCUACGGCGCAUAGUAGAUGGCACUAACCGCAGAUACAUCGAGGACGUAAGAGGAAGAUGGACAGAAUUCUGCACGAAGGUGCAGUUCUACAGCGUGUGGAAGAAAGUCCUCAAACCCCCUUUUCCUUUGGAUGUUCGCAGUGUGGAUUUCACACUGGCCCUCUUCAAUGCACUGCCACCCCUCUUCCCCUCAUCCGUUUUGCCACCAAAGAAGCUCGCUUGCAGUGAGGCACUUAUUCAUAUCCUGAAGUCAAACGAAGACCCUGCCCUCUACCUGCAGAAGCGUCCUCUCAGCUCCCCAGUUCUGCUGUUUGAUGGCUCAACUACCAUUGUGGCUGUGGGUAACGUACCUGUUACAACCCUCAAGCAGGAAGAUUUUUCAGAGGGGAUGUUGGUGUUGAUGGCAUACUAUUAUACAUUGCACCUCACAUACCCCAAAUGUGUGGCAACCCUGCUCUCUGUUAUUCAAACGGAGGUCAUUGGUGACGCCCUCCAUGAUAAGGAUGCCACUAGUUCAUACAAAAAAGCAAUGGCCGAGUGGAACGCAUUCAUUGAGAAGUAAAUCUGUCAGUUGUUGAUUACUGAUUGUUACUAUUGCAUUGUUUUGUGUGUUUCACUAGUUAAUUGCUGUUUUUUGUAAUUAUUCAGUGGGUCUAAGGUGUUGGUCUUUGACCAAUACCCCACCCCAAAGUGAAAUUGAGGCAGUGGCUGAGUCACUGGGAAAACUCUCCUGCUCACUUUGAGUGGCUCAAUUUUACCUCUGAGUGGGGUAUCCCUUAAUAACGCCUGUAUUUCAGGAUACAAUGUUGGAAAAACGCUACCUCAUAAUGUCAGAAUUUAAUUUCCUUUUAUUACUGGGGUCCCAGUACAUCUAAGUUGUUUGUCUUAAACAUGUACCCCAAUCCUAAGCGAAAUUGAGUCACUCGCUAUAGUCCCUCGAGUUGUGCAAGUGAGCAGAAAAGUUUUUCAGGUAACCCAGCCACUGUCUUAAUGUGACCCAUCAAAGAGCAGAAUAGAGAGCGCGCUUCUGAAGGUACACGACCGGGUUAAAACAGUCUUUGUGUUGCCAACCCCCAUCACAGCAAAUAUGCUCAGCAAAGCAAUUGUCACCUAUAUUACCAUCUUAAAGUAGUUGAUGUACUCUAAGGUUACUAUUUCAAGGCUCAAUUUCACCUGGGAGUGGGGUAUACCUAGCCUGGUUCACACCAGACGGUGUAUGUGUAGCUUCGGCGCCCCCUGGCGGA
This is a messenger RNA of Engraulis encrasicolus (European anchovy), 3277 nucleotides long. RefSeq lists its product as uncharacterized. The transcript has 9 exons. The record is from RefSeq and is a predicted model, not a curated record. Bases 952 to 2595 code for a protein of 547 amino acids. NCBI's taxonomy places the organism in Eukaryota, Metazoa, Chordata, Actinopteri, Clupeiformes, Engraulidae.